Messenger RNA from Synchiropus splendidus (mandarinfish), 5207 nucleotides. RefSeq names its product glutamyl-prolyl-tRNA synthetase 1 (gene eprs1). Gene Ontology annotation, biological process: prolyl-tRNA aminoacylation; translation; glutamyl-tRNA aminoacylation. Gene Ontology annotation, cellular component: cytoplasm; aminoacyl-tRNA synthetase multienzyme complex. The coding region runs from base 132 to 4973 and encodes 1613 amino acids. Gene Ontology annotation, molecular function: proline-tRNA ligase activity; ATP binding; glutamate-tRNA ligase activity. NCBI's taxonomy places the organism in Eukaryota, Metazoa, Chordata, Actinopteri, Syngnathiformes, Callionymidae. The transcript has 34 exons. The record is from RefSeq and is a predicted model, not a curated record.
GCUUCCUGUUUUGUGUUGUGACGUCAGAGCGCGGCGCCCGCCCCGCUCCACGCGUGCUCUCUUCCGUCUGAAGGCGAAGUGACGGUGGUCAGUCCGACUCUCUCUUCACGGCGGCAGGAGUGCGCGAGACCAUGGCGUUGAACCUCACCAUCAGCACCAGCAACCCGCCUCUAGGGGCUCUCCUGGCAGCCGAGCAUGUGAAGGGCAGUGUGACGGUGUCAGUGGAGGAAGGAAAAGACACUCGGCUUCACGUCUCAGAUGAGGUCCAAUUCAGCGACGCCAACUCCAUCAGCCGGUACCUGGCCCGCGUGGCUCCUGCUCUCGGCCUGUACGGCGCCAACAUGAUGGAGCAGACCGAGGUGGACCACUGGCUGGAGUUCAGCGCCCGCCGUCUGUGUGCUCAGCCCAACUUGGCCGCGGCGCUGGCAGAACUGGACAAGGCUCUGUCUCUUCGGACUUUCCUGGUGGGGAACUCCGUCACCCUGGCUGACCUGUCGGUGUGGGCGGCCCUCAAAGGUCACGGGGACUGGCCCGGCCGUGGCAGAGGUCUGGCCCAUGUCAACCGCUGGUUCUCCUUCCUGAGCUCGCAGGUUCCCUUCAGCGCCGUGGGCGACAAGUACGCCGCCAAGAGAGCGUCCGUCAACAACUCGGAGGAGAAGAAGCAGGACGUCGGCAAGUUUGUGGAUCUGCCAGGGGCCGAGGUGGGCAAGGUGGUGGUUCGAUUCCCUCCUGAGGCCAGUGGAUACCUCCACAUUGGACACGCCAAGGCUGCUCUGCUGAACCAGCACUACCAGGUCACGUUUAAGGGCAAACUCAUCAUGCGAUUCGACGACACCAACCCUGAGAAGGAGAAGGAAGACUUUGAGAAGGUGAUCCUGGAGGACGUCUCCAUGCUCCAGAUCCGCCCGGACCAGUUCACGUACACCAGCGACCACUUCCCCGACAUCAUCAGCUACGCAGAGCAGCUGCUGGCCGAGGGGAAGGCCUACGUGGACGACACGCCGCCGGAGCAGAUGAAGCAGGAGCGGGAGCAGCGCGCCGAGUCCCGAUGCAGAAACAACACCGUGGAGCAGAACAUGAAGAUGUGGGCCCAGAUGAAGGCUGGAACGGAGCUGGGCCAGGCCUGCUGCAUGAGAGCCAAGAUCGACAUGAGCUCCAACAACGGCUGCAUGAGAGACCCCACUCUGUUCCGCUGCAAGAACGCCCCCCACCCCCGAACCGGAACCACAUACAAAGUCUACCCCACGUACGACUUCGCCUGCCCCAUCGUGGACAGCAAGGAGGGGGUGACUCAUGCUCUGAGGACCACCGAGUACCACGACCGCGAUGAGCAGUUCUACUGGAUCAUCGAUGCCCUGGGCAUCAGGAAGCCCUACAUCUGGGAGUAUGCCCGGCUCAACCUCAACAACACGGUGCUGUCCAAGAGGAAGCUGACCUGGUUUGUGGACCAAGGCUACGUGGAAGGAUGGGACGACCCGCGGUUCCCCACGGUCAGAGGAGUGCUGAGAAGAGGAAUGACAGUGGAAGGACUCAAGCAAUUCAUCGCUGCACAGGGAGGAUCGAGGUCUGUGGUGAACAUGGAGUGGGACAAGAUCUGGGCCUUUAAUAAGAAGGUCAUUGACCCCGUGGCUCCCAGAUACACGGCUCUGUCGGGCUCCUACACGGUUCCUGUGACCGUCUCCGAGGCUGCUGAGGAGAUGAAGGAAGUGGCCAAGCACCCCAAGAACGCUGACGUCGGCGUGAAGGAGGUUUGGUACGGACCUCGGGUCCUGGUGGAAGGAGCUGAUGCAGAGACCUUUUCAGAGGGGGAGACGGUCACCUUCAUCAACUGGGGCAACCUGGUCAUCACCAAGAUCAACAAAGCGUCCGAUGGGAAGGUCCUGUCCAUGGAGGCUCGGCUCAACCUGGAGAACAAGGACUACAAGAAGACCACCAAGAUCACAUGGCUGGCUGAGACCAACAGCGCCCCCCUGCUGCCCACAGUGUGCGUCAACUACCUGCCCCUCAUCUCCAAAGCCGUCAUCGGCAAAGACGAUGACUUCAAAGAUUACAUCAACAAGAACAGCAAGCUGGAGGAGAAGAUGCUCGGGGACCCGUGUCUGAAGACGCUGAAGAAGGGAGACAUCAUCCAGCUCCAGAGGCGGGGCUUCUACAUCUGCGACCAGCCGUACCAGUCGCUCAGUCCCAACAGCUGCCAAGAGAGUCCCUGUGUCCUCAUCUACAUUCCUGAUGGCCACACCAAGGAGAUGCCCACGGCCGGGUCCAAGGACAAGAGCAAGACCCAGGCCCCCGGCAGCACCCCCGCUCCUGCUGCCCCAGUUCCAGCGCCCCCCGCUGCCUCGUCUGGGGAUCUCUUCUCCAGCAUCGUCUCUCAGGGAGAAACCGUCCGCCAGCUCAAGUCCACCAAAGCCUCCAAGGAGGAGGUGGACAAAGCCGUCCAGCAGCUUCUGUCUCUGAAGGCCCAGUUCAAGCAGCAGACGGGCUUGGACUACAAGCCCGGCAUGGCCCCGCCCACCUCGGCCGCGCCGUCCAGCGGCUCCUGCCCUUUCACCCGCGUGGCGGAGCAGGGCGAGCUGGUGAGGAAGCUGAAGGCUGAGAAGGCUCCCAAGGACCAGAUCGACUCGGCCGUCCAGCAGCUUCUGGCUCUCAAGGCCGAGUUUAAGAAAGUGACGGGUCAGGAUUACAAACCUGGGAUGACCCCGCCCACCCCCGCCCUGUCAAACUCCUCCUCAGGACUGUACGACCGUGUCGCUCAGCAGGGGGAGCUAGUGAGGAAGCUCAAGUCCCAAAAGGCCCCCAAGGACCAGGUGGACGCAGCAGUCCAGCAGCUUCUGGCCCUGAAGGCCGAGUACAAGCAGGCGACGGGGCAGGAGUACAAACCUGGAGUUGCUCCGGUGCAGAGCAUCCCUGCUGUGGCCGUCACCAAUGGCUCUGGGAUCUACCAGAAGGUGGCGGCUCAGGGAGAGGAGGUCAGGAAACUGAAGGCCGCCAAAGCCCCAAAGGAGCAAGUGGACGCUGCGGUCCAGCAGCUGUUGGCUCUCAAGGUGGAGUACAAGCAGCAGACCGGCCAAGACUACAAACCAGGGUCGCAGCCGCCGGCCAGCCCCGCCCCCGCUCAGCCGUCCCAGGAGCUGUUUGCUCAGGUGGCCCAGCAGGGGGAGCUGGUGAGGAAGCUGAAGUCGGAGAAGGCAGCCAAGGAACAGGUGGAUGAGGCGGUCAAGACUCUGCUGGACCUGAAGAGCCGCUACAAGAGUCUGACUGGGGAAGACUACAAGCCCGUGAGUGCUGCCGGGGGAGAAGACAAGAGCCGCAAGGAGCGGGAGAACAAGAGCGAGAAACAGGGCGGAGGAGGCGGCGGAGCUCCGGGAGCAGGCAAGAAGGGCAAAGGAGACAAGGAGGGCCAAGGCAAGGAGGCGUCUGGAGGAGCAGCAGGUGGCGCCGGCGACGGCCAGGGGCCCAAGAAACAGACACGGUUGGGUCUGGAGGCCAAGAAGGAGGAGAACCUGGCUGACUGGUACUCUCAGGUCAUCACCAAGGCGGAGAUGAUUGAGUACUACGACGUCAGCGGCUGCUACGUGCUGCGGCCCUGGUCCUUCGCCAUCUGGGAGGCCAUCAAGGACUUCUUCGACAGGGAGAUCAAGAAGCUGGGCGUGGAGAAUUGCUACUUCCCCAUGUUCGUGUCUCAGGCCGCGCUGGAGAAGGAGAAGACUCACAUUGCCGACUUUGCUCCCGAGGUCGCGUGGGUCACCCGCUCUGGCAAGACGGAGCUGGCGGAGCCCAUCGCUGUCCGACCCACCAGCGAGACGGUCAUGUACCCGGCCUACGCCAAGUGGGUCCAGUCCCACCGAGACCUGCCCAUCAAGCUGAACCAGUGGUGCAACGUAGUGAGGUGGGAGUUCAAGCACCCGCAGCCCUUCCUGAGGACCCGGGAGUUCCUGUGGCAGGAGGGCCACACCGCCUUCGCCACCAAGGAGGAGGCCGCCGAGGAGGUCCUCCAGAUCCUGGACCUGUACGCCCGGGUUUACGAGGAGCUGAUGGCCAUCCCGGUGGUCAAGGGCCGCAAGACGGAGAAGGAGAAGUUCGCCGGGGGAGACUACACCACCACCGUGGAGGCCUUCAUCUCGGCCAGCGGCAGGGCCAUCCAGGGCGCCACCUCCCACCACCUGGGCCAGAACUUCUCCAGGAUGUUUGAGAUCACCUUCGAGGACCCCAGGAAUCCAGGAGAGAAGCAGCUGGCCUACCAGAACUCCUGGGGCCUCACCACCCGCACCAUCGGGGUCCUGACCAUGGUCCACGGAGACAACAUGGGGCUGGUGCUGCCCCCCAGAGUGGCCUGUCUGCAGGUGGUGGUCAUCCCCUGCGGCGUCACGGCGUCUCUGCCGGAGCAGGAGCGGGAGGCUCUGAUGGUGCUGUGCGCCCAAUACGUCACCCGCCUGCAGGCUGCCGGCAUCCGGGUCAAGUCGGACCUGCGCGACAACUACUCCCCUGGCUGGAAGUUCAACCACUGGGAGCUGAAGGGGGUCCCCAUCCGCCUGGAGCUGGGUCCCAAAGACAUGCAGAGGCGUCAGUGUGUGGCGGUGAGGAGAGACACGGGAGAGAAGGUGACCAUCCCCGACAGCCAGGUGGAGAAGACGCUGCCCAGCAUGCUGGAGGACAUCCAGGCCUGUCUCUACCAGAAGGCUUCAGACGACCUGCGCAGUCACCUGGUGGCCGUGGACACCAUGGAGGAGUUCCAGAAGGAGCUGGACCAGGGCAAGAUCGUGCAGAUCCCCUUCUGUGGAGGCAUCGAGUGCGAGGACUGGAUCAAGAAGACCACGGCCAAGGACCAGGACCUGGAGCCCGGGGCGCCCUCUAUGGGGGCCAAGAGUCUGUGCAUCCCCUUCUCCCCCCUGAAGCAGCUGCAGCCGGGUCAGAUGUGCGUCAGCGGCAAGGAGCCGGCCCAGUACUACACCAUGUUCGGACGCAGCUACUGAGGCCGCCGUGGAGAACCCUGGGGGAUCAUGUGACCCGGGGCGCGGUCAGGAUCUGGGCCUCCAAGCUCCUCCCACUGUCAUGUUUCCAGCGGCUGGCGUCUCUGAUGAAGCCCGGCUCGCCGUCUCACUCUGUCUCAGGAAGGCGGCGGGAGCUGGGCCCACGUGACCCGGUGACCUGCUGCUGAAUAAACUUUGUGCUGACUCCACUGGUUUUCUGCCUCCAAGUCGAGGUGU